Poecile atricapillus (Black-capped chickadee) is the source of this 8861-nucleotide messenger RNA. Its product is annotated as neural-cadherin-like. Gene Ontology annotation, biological process: multicellular organism development; adherens junction organization; cell-cell junction assembly. The transcript is spliced from 33 exons. Lineage: Eukaryota; Metazoa; Chordata; Aves; Passeriformes; Paridae. Gene Ontology annotation, cellular component: plasma membrane; catenin complex; adherens junction. Bases 1 to 8568 code for a protein of 2855 amino acids. The record is from RefSeq and is a predicted model, not a curated record. Gene Ontology annotation, molecular function: cadherin binding; calcium ion binding.
AUGGGUCCCCGCGGAGCGCGGCGUGCCGCCGGCUGCCUGCUGCUCUGCUGGGCUCUGGCCGCCGCCCGCGCCGCCCCGCGCAGGACACCCUCGUUCGACGGGCACGUCGAGGAGAACCGGCCGGCGGGCACGCGGGUGCGCGGGCUCAGCAUCCCCCUGACGCGGCUGGGGCCCGAGCCCUGGUGCGCCAAGGUGCAGGGGCGCCGCUGGCACCUGCAGCUGCUGGGCGAGGGACACUCGCACUUCCAGGUGUCGCUGGACGCGCGCACGGCCCGCGUGUGGCUGCGCACCCGCCGCCCGCUGGACCGCGAGGCGCGGGCGCUCUACUCGCUCCGCCUGGGGCUGUGCUGCAAGCGCUGCGCGCCCCAGGGCGCCGCGCCCGCCGAGCUGGCCGCGCUCACCGUGCGCGUCCUGGACGACAACGACAACGCGCCGCGCUUCGUGGGCCCCGGCUCCGCGCAGCUCCGCGUGGAGGAGACGCUGGCGCUCAAGUCCGAGGUGUGGCAGGCGCGGGCCGAGGACGCGGACGCGGGCGCUAACGCGGAGCUGCGCUACUUCGCCCUCCCGCGCAGCGCGCACUUCUUCGUGGUGCCGCGCAGCGGGCGCGUGGUGCUGGUGAGCUCCCUGCUCCACCUGCGCGCUCCCAUCCCGCUGCGCCUCUACGCGCGGGACCGCGGCCGGCCCGCGCUGCUCAGCGAGCCCCUGGAGCUGGAGGUGCUGCCGCAGCCCAAGCGCCUCCCGCCGCCGCCGCUCCGCCGCCGCCGCCGGGCCGCGCUGCCGCCCGCCGCGCCCCUGGCGCUGGCCCUGCCCGAGGACGCCCGCCCGGGCACCCGCCUGGCCGCCCUGGCCCCCGCCCGCUUCGCCUCCGCCUGGUUCGAGCUGCUGUCGCCGCCCGUCCAGGAGUCGCCGGUGAGCGUGGGGAGAGAGAGCGGAGAGGUGACGCUGAGCGCGGCCCUGGACAGGGAGGCGGUGGCCGCAUGGGAGCUCGUCGUCCGCGUCCAGGAGCGCCGAGGGAAGGAUUGGUACUUGGUGCACGUGUCACUGACUGUGACAGAUGUGAAUGACAACGUCCCUGAAUGGGCCAUGGAGCCCUUUCCCUUCCUGGCUGUGGUUUCCCCCGAGGCUGCAGCAGGGACUCAGGUGUACAAGCUGCUUGCUGUGGAUGCAGAUGAAGGGAUCCAUGGAACUGUAGAAUAUUUUCUCUUGGAAGGUGGUGAAGACAGAUUUGAAGUGGAGAAGGACACUGGCUGGAUUAAAACAACAGGUUUGCCAUUGGUGAGGGACAAGGAGUAUUUGCUGACUGUGCUGGCAGCAGAUAAACUUGGAAGCAGAGGGUCCCCAGCCUCUGUGUCUGUAAUUGCUGGAGUUCGACCCCCACAGUUCACCAACAUGUCCUACUUUGUGUAUGUUCCUGAGAGCACCCCACAAGGAGAGCCCUUUCUUGCAGUCACUGCUGUGUCAUAUCAGAAGAAAUCCCUGAGCUACAGUUUGCUCACUAAUCCUGGGGGUCUGUUCAGUAUUGAUCAGGCAACAGGAGAGAUCAGUCUGACUCGGAGUGUGGAUUAUGAAAGUGACCCCCACCAGCACCUCCUUUUGGUCAGAGCAGAGGAGGAUGAGGAGCAGUUCAGCAGUGCUGCUGAGGUUUUGGUUGUAAUCACAGAUGUGAAUGAUUGUGCCCCCGAAUUUCAUCAGUCGAUUUACAGCAAAGUCGGUGUUCCUGAAACAGUUCCUAUGACAACUGCACUUCUCCAAGUGACAGCCACUGACUGUGAUUCAAAGGAGAAUGCCCAGCUGCUGUAUUACACUCUGAGCCAAGACUUCAGCAUUACUCCUCAUGGCACUAUUUUUCCAGCAGCACGCUUGGACUAUGAGCGCCCUAACCACCUCUAUGAGUUCAUCAUUAUGGCUGUGGACCAAGGGGAAGAGCCCAGGACUGGGACAGCAACUGUUAGGAUCCAUGUCUCCAAUGUGAAUGAUGAAGCACCUGAGUUUUCUCAGGCAAUCUACAGGAGCUUUGUUUCUGAAGAUGCAGGCCCAAACACGCUGAUUGCCACAGUUAAUGCUGUUGAUCCUGAUGGAGAUGGUGUCACAUACGAUAUUCUGUCUGGGAAUCAGAAAGGAAACUUUGUUAUCGACCCUAAAAAAGGGCUAGUUAGACUUCGUGCAAGCCCAUUUCCUAAGCUGCAGGGGACAGAAUAUGUUCUGAAUGUCACAGCCACUGAUGAUAAUGCCUCUGGAGGGCCCCAUCCUCUCACAAGUACUGCCCAGGUUGUUGUGAAAAUUGAUGAUGUCAACAAUAACAAACCUGUCUUUCAGAAGUGCCAGUAUUAUCGGGAACAUGCUUCUGUCCUGGAAAAUCAGCCUUCAGGGACUGUUGUUCUGCAGGUUGAAGCCACUGAUGCUGAUGAAGGGGCCAAUGGUGUAGUGAAAUAUGGCUUGAUGCACAGAGAUGGUGUCCUGCCAGCAUUUAGCAUUCAUCCUGACACAGGAGUUCUGACAACUGUCCAGGUAUUUGAUCGAGAAAAACAGAGGGAAUAUCCCAUCACUGUGACAGCAACAGAUCAGGCAGCGGAGCCACUCAUUGGAAUAUGUCAGAUAAAUAUUGUCAUCCUGGACCAAAAUGACAAUGACCCCAGAUUUGAAAACACCCACUAUGAAUAUUUCCUCAGAGAGGACACAAAGGUUGGGACCAGCCUCCUUCGUGUUGCAGCCCGUGAUGAUGACUACAGCUCAAAUGCUGCCAUUACAUAUUCCAUAGCAAGUGAUGAACCAAAUUAUUUACAGAUUAAUCCUACCACAGGCUGGGUGUUUGUGAACCAGCCCAUAUCUCAGAAGUCAUCUAUAAUUCGAGAGAUUACUGCUACAGAUGGAGGCAACAGAAGCAGUAAAGUUGAACUUGCUGUAACUGUAACCAGUGCAAGAAACCAGCCUCCACAGUGGGAAAGAGACAGCUAUGAAGUUGUUAUUCCAGAGAAUACGACACGGGAUGCCUCAAUUUUGACAAUCAAAGCAACUUCUCCCCUUGGAGAUCCCCGUGUCACUUACAACCUGGAAGAGGGGCUUGUCCCAGAGACCAACAUGCCAGUUCGUUUCUACCUGACUCCAAACAGACAUGAUGGUUCUGCUUCAAUCCUGGUAGCUGAGCCUCUGGAUUAUGAAACAACAAAGAGCUUUUUGCUGCGGGUGCGAGCGCAGAACGUGGCUGCAGUUCCUCUGGCAGCAUUCACCACGGUCUAUGUUAAUGUCACAGAUGUCAACGACAAUGUCCCGUUCUUCACCUCAUCCAUAUAUGAGGCCUCAGUAACAGAGGGAGCUGAUGUGGGGACAUUUGUCACUCAGGUGUCUGCCACCGACCUCGACCUUGGUCAGCAUGGGCAGAUAACUUACUCCCUGUUACAUGACAGUGGCAGAGACUACACCUGUUUUCGCUUGGACCCCCAGACAGGCUCCAUUUACACCACCUCUGUGUUUGACAGAGAGGAGAAGGGCUCCUACCUGCUGGAAGUCAAGUCAGUGGAUGGGUCUGAAUCAGCUCGACCUGGGAAGCAUGGAAAGCCAAACUCUGACACAGCCUACGUGCGCGUGUCCGUCAGCGACGUCAACGACAACCAGCCCGUCUUUGCGCAGAGCGUCUACGAGGUGAGCGUGGAUGAGGACCAGGAUGUGGGAUCCACCAUCCUCACAGUCAGUGCCAGCGAUGAGGAUGAAGGAACAAAUGCUAAACUACGGUAUCAGAUCACAGCUGGGAACACAGGAGGAGUGCUGGAUGUAGAUCCAGAUACAGGAGCCAUUUUCAUUGCCCAACCACUGGACUAUGAAGAAAAAAAAAUGUAUGAGAUCCACUUGUUGGCCUCUGAUGGAAAAUGGGAGGACUAUGCAGUUAUCAUCAUCAACAUCAUGAAUAAAAACGAUGAGGCUCCAGUUUUUUCUAUCAAUGAAUACUAUGGAAGUAUAAUUGAGGAACUGGAUGCCUUACCAAUCUUUGUACUUCAGGUUAUGGCCACUGAUCCUGACAGUGGUGUUGAUGGAGGAGAUUUGAGAUAUUCCCUGCAUGGGUAUGGUGCAGCUGAUAUUUUCACAAUAGAUGAGAAAACAGGCAGCAUUUACUCACACAAGAGGCUGGACCGGGAAGAGAGAGCGCUCUGGAGAUUCAUUGUGUUGGCUACUGAUGAAGGUGGAGGAGGACUUACAGGGUUUGCUGAUGUGAUCAUCAACGUGUGGGAUAUCAAUGACAAUGCUCCCACGUUCACCUGCAUGCCUGAUGAGUGCAAUGGGAAUGUCUUGGAGAACUCUCCUGCGGACACCUUAGUCAUGGAAAUGGCUGCAGUCGAUCGCGAUGAUCCAAAUGUUGGUCUGAACGCUGUCCUGACGUACAGGAUAACAGAGAAUGUGAGGAGUGAGUUUGGUACUGACAUGUUUAAUAUCAACCCCAAUACUGGGACCAUCCACGUGGCAGGGGGACUGCUGGACAGGGAGAGGACUGAAAGUUAUUUUCUUACUGUUGAAGCAAGAGAUGGGGGAGGGCUCACAGGAACUGCCACUGCCACUGUCUGGGUUGCAGACAUCAAUGAUAACGUUCCAAAAUUCACAAAGGGGCUGUGGCAGGCAGCAAUUCCUGAGAACACUGCCAUCGACUCAGAAGUCCUGCAGGUGUGUGCUACGGAUGCAGAUGUUGGGGACAAUGCAGACUUGAUGUUCAGUAUCAUCGGGGGAGACCCAGAUGAGAAGUUUUAUAUUGAGAAUGACAAAGAAUGGCAGUGUGGCACUGUUCGACUGAAAAAGAAGUUGGAUUUUGAGAAUGCCCGUGAAAGACAGUUUAAUCUUACUAUUACUGUGGAAGAUCUGGAUUUUUCUAGUGUUGCAGUGUGCCUGAUUGAAGUUGAAGACUCAAAUGACCACAGCCCAGCUUUCCUCUCCCAGUUUAUUCAGACAAACCCUGUAUUUGAAGAUGUGCCUGUAGGUACUACAGUAACCACAGUGAGGGCUACAGACAAGGACUCUGAUUUGAAUGGGAGGAUUAUGUAUUCUAUAAAGUCAGAUUCAGAUCCUAUGAGACAGUUUGUGGUUGACCAGUUUGGUCACGUGGUUGUGGCAAAUGCACUUGAUCGUGAAGCCAUUCAAAAAUACACUUUAAUUGUACAAGCUUCAGAUCAGGGGACACCCGCCCGCACUGGAAGUGUUACAGUUCUAAUUAAUUUGCUUGAUAUUAAUGACAAUGGACCAAGGUUUGAGGCACCAUACAUGCCUGUAGUUUGGGAAAAUACAUUGAAGCCUGAAAUAGUGCAUAUGAACCAUACAUCAAAGCUGCUUCAUGCGUUUGAUCCGGACUCUGAGGAAAAUGGGCCACCCUUUACCUUUUCAUUGCCACCUGAUUAUCAGAAUUCCUUGGAUUUUUCUCUUACUGACAACAGAAAUAACACAGCAACUAUAACAGCUUUGAGGUCCUUUGACAGAGAAAAGCAGAAGGUGUUUCACCUGCCAAUAAUUAUAACAGACAGUGGGAUUCCAGCCAUGAGCUCCACGAGCACCCUGACUAUAACGGUUGGGGAUGAGAACGACAACUGCCACGAGUCUGGCCACAAGGAGGUCCAUGUGUACAGCCACAAAGGAAAAUGGUCAACAACAGUGCUUGGGGAAGUGUUUGCACCAGAUCAGGACGACUGGGACAAUAAAACAUUUCUCUCUGAAGGAAAACUGCUCAAAUCUUUCAGAUUAAAUCAGAGGACUGGGUCUUUGCUGAUGGUGGAUAACACUCCUCAGGGAACAUACAACUUAAGAGUUAGAGUUUCUGAUGGAGUUUGUCCUGAUGUUAUAUCUACAGUACAAAUCCAUGUCAGAGACCUGGAAAAUGAAGCCAUACAAAACUCAGCCACUGUGCGUUUCUCAGAUGUCACAGCAGAGGAGUUCAUAAGGAGAGAUGAACAUGGCAAAACGAGACUUGGCCAGUUCAAGGAUUUCCUUGCAGAACUGUUAUCUGCAAAGCUGAAUGAUGUGAUUGUCUUCAGUGUGAUGAGCAGGGAUGGAAAACAGACAGAUGUGAGAUUUGCAGUCCGUGCUGGCUCAGCCUAUUACAGACCUGAGAAACUGCAUGCGGAGAUGGCAGCGUUUAAAUCUGAGAUGCAGUCAGCUCUGCAGCUGAACAUUUCCCAGAUCGAUGUUGACGAGUGCAGGAGUGCCAACUGCAGCGAGGGCUGUACAAACCAGCUCAGUGUGAGCGACAUCCCCACCGUGACAGACACCGGGAGCGUGUCCUUCGUGUCCCUCAGCACCUCCAGCCGCGGCACCUGCGGCUGCUCCGCCCGCGAGCGCCCGCACCAGCCCUGCUCCUCCUACCCUCGCAGCCCCUGCCUCAACGGGGGCCUUUGCAUCGACACUCUGAGUGGCUACAGAUGUCUUUGUCCUGCUUCCUUUCAUGGACCAGACUGCCAGCAGACUAAGCACAGUUUCCAUGGAAAUGGUUAUGCAUGGUUUCGUCCCAUCAGACCUUGUUUUGAAAGCUCACUCUCUCUAGAGUUUAUUACUGUGGUUCCAGAUGGACUUCUACUAUAUAGUGGCCCUUUAUCAAAUCCAGAACCUGGGAGUAUAGAAAACUUCAUUGCAAUAGAACUCUCCAGUGGUAUUCCUGUGCUGAAGAUGAGCCAUGGCUCGGGUUCUGUGGUGUUGCAGUUUCCAAGUCACCUGAAUGUAGCAGACAAGAAGUGGCAUCAACUUGAAGUCAGAACCAAUGGUCAGGAUGUCCGCUUCACUCUGGAUCGGUGCAGCGCGGCCGUGGUGUCGGAGAUCGAAGGGGUUGGCCGCUGGCUGUCCACUGAAGAUCGCACAAAUUGUGAAGUCCUGGGCUCUGUUCCACGGAGAGCGAGGUAUUUGAAUGUAAACCAUGUUCUCCAGCUGGGUGGUGUGAAGGAGUCGUUACCAUAUUCCUACCCACAGCUGCUACACAAACAUUUUUCUGGUUGCUUGCGCAAUUUCAUCGUGGAUACUCAGGUAUAUGACCUUCAGUCUCCUGCAGAGUCCCUGAACAGCUUCCCUGGCUGCACCCUGACGGAUGGGAGCUGUGAGACCAUGGGAUCUUCCUCCUGUGGUAUCCACGGGAGGUGCCUUGGGGACUGGGGCUCGUUUGCGUGUCACUGUUUGCCAGGCUACCACGGUUACCGGUGUGAUAAAGUGGCCAAGGAGUACAGGUUUGAGGCAGGCAGCCACAUCCGCUACCAGCUCCCUGUCAGCGUGUCUGUGCGCAGGACGCUGUUCCAGGCUCUGGUGCGCACGCGGCAGCCCGACAGCGUCAUCGCCACCGUGCGCUCCCGCGGCAGGGACGAGCACAUCACCCUGCAGGUUGUUCAGGGACUCUUAGUGGUCUCAUACAAUCUGGGUGAUGGAAACUAUUCUUUAAGCCUUCCCUCCUACCACAUUGAUAAUGGUGAAUGGCAUCACAUCACACUGGAGAGAAAUGAAAAUGAAUUUACUCUUCGCCUUUAUGAAGGAGGUGGGAAGAGAGAGAUUACUAAAGCAGCAGGAAUAUACAAAGAGAUUGUCAUUGACCCCAGCAGCUUGGUCCUUGGAAACACCUACCCAUUCAAUCAAAACAAGAGUUUUCAAGGAUGUAUGAAGGAUGUCAGAUUUAACAACUACAGAAUCCCUCUGGACACUCAAGGGAAGGAGCUGGUGUCAGUAUUGAGUGCCCAAGGCAUCAAAGAAGGCUGUUCUUCGGAGGCCUGUAGGAGUAACCCUUGCAAUCAGGAAUUUGUUUGUAUUGAUUUGUGGAUGAUGCAUGAAUGCAGCUGCCCUGUGGGACACAUGAUCCUGGAGAACGCCUCAGGCCGGCAGUGUGUGUACACGGCGUGCGCCGAGCGGCCCUGCAACUACGGCACCUGUGUGUCCCUGUCCCCCACCGCCUUCCAGUGCCACUGCCCCGACGGCUACGCCGGGCGCCACUGCGAGAUCACCCUGGCCAUCUUCCACAAGGACACGGGGCUGAGCUUCACCUCCCUCUUCGCCAUCUGUGUCUGCUUCCUGGCACUCCUAGCUCUGCUCAGUGCCAGCUUCCUCUGGGCUCACUGGAAGACGCGCAAGGGUCUGCACGGAGGCGUUUACCACGGAUCUGCUCAUCCUGAGGAUCUGGAGGACAUCAGGGAAAACAUCCUCAACUACAAUGAAGAAGGGGGUGGGGAGCAAGAUGAAGACGCCUACAACAUGGCAGAGCUGCAGGUGUCCAUCCAAGCGAGCCCGGCCUAUUCGCUGCCCAGGAGGAAGGAGGCCGUGAGGGCGCGGCGCGGGGCGGCGGCGGGCCCGGCGGGGCGGGCGGAGCUGGGCCGGGCGCUGUGGGCGCUGCUGAGGGAGGCGGAGCGCAGCGCCCCGGGCCCGCCGCACGACUCCCUGCGAGUCUUCUGCACCGAGGGCGCCGGCUCCAGCGCCGGCAGCCUCAGCUCCCUCAGCUCCCUCAGCUCCGUCAGCUCCCUCAGCCCCGCGGCGCUGGGCGGCGGCAGCGCCUGCGAGGACAUCCGCGAGUGGGGGCCCAAGUUCGAGAAACUGAGGGAGCUGUACUCGCACAGAGAGGCAGGAGACCUGUAGCUCCCCCAGGCUGCUCUUAGUUCUGGAAACAGCGGUGAAGCCCAGUUUUUUAUACUCCCGCUCUCUAUUACCCCCACCCGGCCUUUUUUCCUCUUUACAACAGGAAUUCAAAUUCCCACUAAGGAGGCAGCAAGUUGAAAGAUGAGUAGGAGCUAAUCCUGGGAUAUGUACUUGGAAGAACAAAGAGAGAAUCUGGGCUACGCAGUCAUUCACAUACUGUGGUUAAGAAGUACAGGUAUUUUUUGUCACUAAAGCAAUGCAGGACUCUUGAGGGAUCCAGUGCACACGGCCGG